AUGUUAACACAGCUGCUAAUAAGAAAUGUUGACACGGGUGCUACUUAUGCUGAGAAUGCUGACACGGGUGCUAUUGCUGGUGAGAAUGUGUACACGGCAUUUACUGGUGCUGAGAAUAUUGUUAACACGGCUGUUACUGUGGCUGAGAAUGUUAACACGGCUGUUACUGAUGCUGACGAUGUUGACACGGGUGAUACUGCAGCUGCAAAUAUUGACACGGCUGCUACUUCUGCUGAAAAUGUUGACACGGCUGCUACUGUUGCUGAGAAUGUGGACACCGCUGCUACUGCUGCUGAGAAUAAUACUGACACUGCUGCUAUUGGUGCUGAGAAUGUUGACACGGCUGCUACUGGGACUGAGAUUGUUAACACGGCUGUUACUGGGGCUGAGAAUGUUAACACGGCUGUUACUGUUGCUGACGAUGUUGACACGGGUGAUACUGCAGCUACAAAUAUUGACACGGCUGCUACUUCUACUGAAAAUGUUGACACAGGUGCUACUGUUGCUGAGAAUGCUGACACGGCUGCUACUAAUGCUGAGAAUGUUGACACAGGUGCUACUGGUGCUGAGAAUGUGGACACGGCUGCCACUGCUGCUGAGACUGUUGACAUGGGUGCUACUGGUGCUGACGAUGUUGGCACGGGUACCACUGCUGCUGCGAAUAUUUACACGGGUGCUACUGUUGCUGAGAAUCUGCUAAUAAGAAAUGUUGACACGGGUUCUACUUAUGCUGAGAAUGUUGACACGGCUGCUAUUGCUGGUGAGAAUGUGGACACGGCAUUUACUGGUGCUGAGAAUAAAAUUGACACUGCUGCUAUUGGUGCUGAGAAUGUUGACACGGCUGCUACUGGGGUUAAGAAUGUUAACAUGGCUGUUACGGGGGCUGAGAAUGUUAACACGGCUGUUGCUGGUGCUGACGAUGUUGACAUGGGUGAUACUGCUGCUGCGAAUAUUGACACGGGUCCUACUAGUGCUGAGAAUCGCAGUUCCUCGUCGGAAGUUGUAUGUGAAAAUUCUCUUGCGGGUAAAGUUUGUGAGAAAGUUGUCAAGUUGGUGUUGGUACCGUGCAGAGUUGUUACCUGA
Messenger RNA from Homarus americanus (American lobster), 1083 nucleotides. Its product is annotated as autotransporter adhesin BpaC-like. The transcript has 6 exons. The record is from RefSeq and is a predicted model, not a curated record. The coding region runs from base 1 to 1083 and encodes 360 amino acids. Lineage: Eukaryota; Metazoa; Arthropoda; Malacostraca; Decapoda; Nephropidae.